CAUUCCGGAGCAGGCUGCUUUGACUCCGACCACAGGCUGUUUUGUGCAGGCUGUCCCUCUCCUUCAAAAACGUGCAUCCCCUCCCCGAAGCAGCAGGCAGUGUGCCUCCAUUCAGCCACAUUUGGUAUGCAUGAGCACGGCUGCAUAGAGAGAGGAGGUGGCUUUCUUAAGAAGGUUCAGGGGCUCAGGCAAGGCUACUUGACUCGUCUUCCAAGUUCCAGGAAGCCUCUGCCCUAAUGGAAUUUGCAGGUGUGAAGAUGACCAUGGGAUGCCAGAGCCGUGGGUGACCGUUUAUUUUCUAGGCAUUGCUCAGGUUUUCAGUUUCUUGUUUUCCCGGUGGAAUUUGGAAGGGGUCAUGAAUCAGGCUGAUGCUCCUCGACCCCUAAACUGGACCAUCCGGAAGCUGUGCCACGCAGCCUUUCUUCCAUCUGUCAGACUUCUGAAGGCUCAGAAAUCCUGGAUAGAAAGAGCAUUUUAUAAAAGAGAAUGUGUCCACAUCAUACCCAGCACCAAAGACCCCCAUAGGUGUUGCUGUGGGCGUCUGAUAGGCCAGCAUGUUGGCCUCACCCCCAGUAUCUCUGUGCUUCAGAAUGAGAAAAAUGAAAGUCGCCUCUCACGAAAUGACAUCCAGUCGGAAAAGUGGUCCAUCAGCAAACACACUCAACUCAGCCCUACGGAUGCUUUUGGGACUAUUGAGUUCCAAGGAGGCGGCCAUUCCAACAAAGCCAUGUAUGUGCGAGUAUCUUUUGAUACAAAACCUGAUCUCCUCUUACACCUGAUGACCAAGGAAUGGCAGCUGGAGCUUCCCAAGCUUCUCAUCUCUGUCCAUGGGGGCCUGCAGAACUUUGAACUUCAGCCAAAACUCAAGCAAGUCUUUGGGAAAGGGCUCAUCAAAGCAGCUAUGACAACUGGAGCGUGGAUAUUCACUGGAGGGGUUAACACAGGUGUUAUUCGUCAUGUUGGAGACGCCUUGAAGGAUCAUGCAUCUAAGUCUCGAGGAAAGAUAUGCACCAUAGGUAUUGCCCCCUGGGGAAUUGUGGAAAACCAGGAGGACCUCAUUGGAAGAGAUGUUGUCCGGCCAUACCAGACCAUGUCCAAUCCCAUGAGCAAGCUCACUGUUCUCAACAGCAUGCAUUCCCACUUCAUUCUGGCUGACAAUGGGACCACUGGAAAAUAUGGAGCAGAGGUGAAACUUCGGAGACAACUGGAAAAGCAUAUUUCACUCCAGAAGAUAAACACAAGAUGCCUGCCGUUUUUCUCUCUUGACUCCCGCUUGUUUUAUUCAUUUUGGGGUAGUUGCCAGUUAGACUCAGUUGGAAUCGGUCAAGGUGUUCCCGUGGUGGCACUCAUAGUGGAAGGAGGACCCAACGUGAUCUCGAUUGUUUUGGAGUACCUUCGAGACACCCCUCCCGUGCCGGUGGUUGUCUGUGAUGGGAGUGGACGGGCAUCGGACAUCCUGGCCUUUGGGCAUAAAUACUCAGAAGAAGGCGGACUGAUAAAUGAAUCUUUGAGGGACCAGCUGUUGGUGACUAUACAGAAGACCUUCACAUACACUCGAACCCAAGCUCAGCAUCUGUUCAUCAUCCUCAUGGAGUGCAUGAAGAAGAAGGAAUUGAUUACGGUAUUUCGGAUGGGAUCAGAAGGACACCAGGACAUUGAUUUAGCUAUCCUGACAGCUUUACUCAAAGGAGCCAAUGCCUCGGCCCCAGACCAACUGAGCUUAGCUUUAGCCUGGAACAGAGUCGACAUCGCUCGCAGCCAGAUCUUUAUUUACGGGCAACAGUGGCCGGUGGGAUCUCUGGAGCAAGCCAUGUUGGAUGCCUUAGUUCUGGACAGAGUGGAUUUUGUGAAAUUACUCAUAGAGAAUGGAGUAAGCAUGCACCGUUUUCUCACCAUCUCCAGACUAGAGGAAUUGUACAAUACGAGACAUGGGCCCUCAAAUACAUUGUACCACUUGGUCAGGGAUGUCAAAAAGCGAGAGUAUCCAGGUUUCGGUUGGAUCUAUUUUAAGGGGAACCUGCCCCCAGACUACAGAAUCAGCCUGAUUGACAUCGGCCUGGUGAUCGAGUACCUGAUGGGCGGGGCUUAUCGCUGCAACUACACGCGCAAGCGCUUCCGGACCCUCUACCACAACCUCUUCGGCCCCAAGAGGCCCAAAGCCUUGAAACUGCUGGGAAUGGAGGAUGACAUUCCCUUGAGGCGAGGAAGAAAGACAACCAAGAAACGUGAAGAAGAGGUGGACAUUGACUUGGAUGAUCCUGAGAUCAACCACUUCCCCUUCCCUUUCCACGAGCUCAUGGUGUGGGCUGUCCUCAUGAAGCGGCAGAAGAUGGCCCUGUUCUUCUGGCAGCACGGUGAGGAGGCCAUGGCCAAGGCCCUGGUGGCCUGUAAGCUCUGCAAAGCCAUGGCUCAUGAGGCCUCUGAGAACGACAUGGUUGACGACAUCUCCCAGGAGCUGAAUCACAAUUCCAGAGACUUUGGCCAGCUGGCUGUGGAGCUCCUGGACCAGUCCUACAAGCAGGACGAACAGCUGGCCAUGAAACUGCUGACAUAUGAGCUGAAGAACUGGAGCAACGCCACGUGCCUGCAGCUUGCUGUGGCUGCCAAACACCGCGACUUCAUCGCGCACACGUGCAGCCAGAUGCUGCUCACCGACAUGUGGAUGGGCCGGCUCCGCAUGCGCAAGAACUCAGGCCUCAAGGUAAUUCUGGGAAUUCUACUUCCUCCUUCAAUUCUCAGCUUGGAGUUCAAGAACAAAGACGACAUGCCCUACAUGUCUCAGGCCCAGGAAAUCCACCUCCAAGAGAAGGAGGCAGAAGAACCAGAGAAGCCCACAAAGGAAAAAGAGGAAGAGGACAUGGAGCUCACAGCAAUGUUGGGACGAAACAACGGGGAGUCCUCCAGGAAGAAGGAUGAAGAGGAAGUUCAGAGCAGGCACCGGUUAAUCCCCCUCGGCAGAAAAAUCUAUGAAUUCUACAAUGCACCCAUCGUGAAGUUCUGGUUCUACACACUGGCGUAUAUCGGAUACCUGAUGCUCUUCAACUAUAUCGUGUUAGUGAAGAUGGAACGCUGGCCGUCCACCCAGGAAUGGAUCGUCAUCUCCUAUAUUUUCACCCUGGGAAUAGAAAAGAUGAGAGAGAUUCUGAUGUCAGAGCCAGGGAAGUUGCUACAGAAAGUGAAGGUGUGGCUGCAGGAAUACUGGAAUGUCACGGACCUCAUUGCCAUCCUUCUGUUUUCUGUCGGAAUGAUCCUUCGUCUCCAAGACCAGCCCUUCAGGAGUGACGGGAGGGUCAUCUACUGCGUGAACAUCAUUUACUGGUAUAUCCGUCUCCUAGACAUCUUCGGCGUGAACAAGUAUUUGGGCCCGUAUGUAAUGAUGAUUGGAAAAAUGAUGAUAGACAUGAUGUACUUUGUCAUCAUUAUGCUGGUGGUUCUGAUGAGCUUUGGGGUCGCCAGGCAAGCCAUCCUUUUUCCCAAUGAGGAGCCAUCAUGGAAACUGGCCAAGAACAUCUUCUACAUGCCCUAUUGGAUGAUUUAUGGGGAAGUGUUUGCGGACCAGAUAGACCCUCCCUGUGGACAGAAUGAGACCCGAGAGGAUGGUAAAAUAAUCCAGCUGCCUCCCUGCAAGACAGGAGCUUGGAUCGUGCCGGCUAUCAUGGCCUGCUACCUCUUAGUGGCAAACAUCUUGCUGGUCAACCUCCUCAUUGCUGUCUUUAACAAUACAUUUUUUGAAGUGAAAUCGAUAUCCAACCAAGUGUGGAAGUUUCAGAGGUAUCAGCUCAUCAUGACUUUCCAUGAAAGGCCAGUUCUGCCCCCACCACUGAUCAUCUUCAGCCACAUGACCAUGAUAUUCCAGCACCUGUGCUGCCGAUGGAGGAAACACGAGAGCGACCCGGAUGAAAGGGACUACGGCCUGAAACUCUUCAUAACCGAUGAUGAGCUCAAGAAAGUACAUGACUUUGAAGAGCAAUGCAUAGAAGAAUACUUCAGAGAAAAGGAUGAUCGAUUCAACUCGUCUAAUGAUGAGAGGAUACGGGUGACUUCAGAAAGGGUGGAGAACAUGUCUAUGCGGCUGGAGGAAGUCAACGAGAGAGAGCACUCCAUGAAGGCUUCGCUCCAGACUGUGGACAUCCGGCUGGCGCAGCUGGAAGACCUCAUCGGGCGCAUGGCCACGGCCCUGGAGCGCCUGACAGGUCUGGAGCGGGCCGAGUCCAACAAAAUCCGCUCGAGGACCUCGUCAGACUGCACGGACGCAGCCUACAUUGUCCGUCAGAGCAGCUUCAACAGCCAGGAAGGGAACACCUUCAAGCUCCAAGAGAGUAUAGACCCUGCAGAGCAUCCUCUUUAUUCAGUAUAAGCCGGCAGCAAGCAGUUCUACCUAACGUCCCACAUCCUUCUCAUGCCAACACUUCUGUAAUUGAUCAUUAUAAAGAAAAAACAAGGUAACAGUCAUAGUUCACCUGUCUCUUAUCUAUUCACUUCUGGUGCCACAACUGUUUAUCCUUUUUUGAAGAAAAUAAGGGAACAGAAAUGCCUUUUUGUAUUGCAAUCGAAAUGAAAGAAGAGUUGAUGUUAAAAAAACAAAAGUCAAGUGAUUUAUUAUACACAGUGGGCGUUCAAGUCUAGUCAAGCAAGCUCAGGAUGAAUGUAAUUAAAUAAUUUUAUAUUUUUUAAUUUAUUUUGUAUCUCACCUGUCAUCAAUGAAUUCAUUCACUGAAUAUGUAAUAUUGAACUUAAAAAAAAAAAAAAAAAACACGGUGGACAGAACUAGCCUGAAAUUGCCAUGUGGGCUGUUCUGUUCUCACCGUUUAUGUCGUGUGUUGUGCUGCUGUGUGACCGUCAUCAUUUGCAUGGCUCUACCACGUCCUCCUGAACACCUCCAAGACGUAACUGCCAAUUUUUCACACCACUCAUCACGUGACCAUUUUGUAUAUGAAUAUAUGGUUAUAUGUGGAUAUUUUCAUACCUAGAGUUUUGCCAUCUAAUCUGAGCUCAGCAUAAAUUUAAUUGGAGUUUUUCAAGGGCUGGUAUCUUUUCUAUGGAAAUGUUCCAAAGUACUUUUUAAGGAAGUUUCAAAACUAUAAAUAACCCUAGAUUUGACUGGGAGUUUGGUAUCAACCCAAAGCCAUCAGUUGCAAGCAUACCAUGAAUAUUUUUCUUAUAGACAGAGCUAUAAAAAAAGAUACAGUAGACCAAAAUAGAAAGCAAAUAAACCAUAUAAAGAGUUCUAUAGUAUAUGCCACUUAUACAAAUGUAUAUGCAUUUAUGCAGAGACACAUAUUUAUAUAUAAAAUAGAUGGACAUAAAGAGCUUUCUUAAGAGGCUUGGACUUUUCUAUCACCUUGAAGUAUAAUCCAGAUUUUUUUUUUAAUAUACAAGAAGUUCCAUUGAAAGAGCUCAUUAUACUAUUAGACCAAAUGUUGAAAUUAUGAUUUUUUAAAAUUCCUAUGACUUUUCCUCAUAUCAAACUAGAGUUGUCAAAACGACUCACUGCUUGCCUCCUGCCCUUUUUUGUCUGAAAUCACUCACUAUCAGGACAUCUUAUUUAUUCUGGCUUUUCCUAAACAAAGUUUUUACACCAAGUACAAUCUGAAUAGACACGCAACUUUAAACCAGCUAGUGUUACAGACUCUAAAGUAGAGGCAUCAUCUUCUAGAUCAGAAUCUGGAUUGGAAGUGGGACAAAGAAAUCUUGACCCCAAAUCUUUGGAUUCCCAUUUGGCUCAUUAAUGUUUAAAAAAGAAUAAAGCCUUUAAGGAAAACAACCUAUUGUUCCUGGCCUGAGAUACUACCUGUUUCUUUUGUUUAAUUGUAAUUGAAAACACCAAGUUUUACUGCAUUUUGUGAAAUCAAGUAAAUACAUGGUCUUUAAAUAUAAGAUAAAAAACAAAAUAAAAACUCUUCUGAAUAAACAUUUCAGGUAUAAAAAGUGUGAUGAGGUCACAUAUGUAAAGAAUUAAACUAUUCCUUUUUCACUCCUUGGCAUUUAGGUGAAUUGGUAACAAACACCCAGACUCCCUUAUUUACAGCGGUUCUAGAAACACUUAACAUUUUAUUGGGCCCCACACUGGCUAUUUCCCUCUCAGCAAACAUGCACUGGGUCUGAGAAUAAAUCGGUUGUGUUAAACUUCCUUGAGUUAUGAAUUCCUAUGAGGAUCUGAUGAUAACUCUAGGCUCUGUCUCCAGAAAGAAAAAAAAAAUGUACAUACAUGCGAAGUUGCAAUAUAACUUGAAAGGGUUCAUGAGCUCCUGGUUCCCAUAUUGAUUGAUAAUGAGGAAAAGGAACCAUGUUUGCUCAUAGUUAAUACAGUUGUAAUAGGCACUUUACAUUUGAGACCAUCUCUCUGUGAUUCUCAGGAAGGCCAAAUCUCAGCACCAGAGUUUGAACCAAGAUUUUUUAUUUUUGUUCUUUAAAUUAGAUGUUGCCAAUUUAAUGCACUUACAUCCUAACAUGUUGAUGAUUUUAAGUAUCAAGCACAAUCACAAUGCUGAAGGCUCCCUGAAGGGUCUAUAGAGGAAUCCAAGAAGGAGGUGAAAACACUAUUCAUUGACAUCAAACACCUCCAAGGCCUCAUUCUGGGCCAGAUUGGAAGUGAGGGAAAGAAAUUUUGAGCGCAAGUGUUUCCAUUCAUCGUGAUUUCAGAGAGAAAAGUAUAGGAACUGGGAAACUAAAUAGUCAACAGUCCUGAUCGUGCAAUUACCUGAUUCUUUUGUUGUGCAUGAAAAUUAAGUUCUAACGUUUGUGAAACGUGUGAAAUAUAUAAGCCAAACUUAAAUGACUGUAGACACAAACUGUGUAACUUCCAUGAGCCAUUUCCUUCCUGUGCACAUAUAUGUGUGUUAUUUUUCAGUCCAUUUCCUUCCAUUUCCGGGUUCUCUGUGCACCGAUGUGGCAUUGAUUCUGUGGCUUUGUGCAGUCAGCUUAUGCUCAGCCCAUUGAUUCCACCACAUCCCUGAUCGAGGGGACGUUAAUUACCUGUCUUUGUGAAUUAAGCAGUUUAUGAGCAGCAAGUUACUGAGGACAGUAAAUAAAGUCAUAGAGAGCUCAAGGAAGUAAUAGCUUUGGUUUAAUCAUCUGCUUCAAAGGUGCCAAUUUUUAUAUACUACUAUAUGUAAUGAUUUGUUCUAAAUUGCUUGUUCCUUUUGAAAAAAAAAUUAAGGAUGUUUUAUGAAAAUGACCAUGGAGGUCUCCUGCUUAACCAGUAUACUUUAUAUUUAUAGUUAGAGGGCCCCUCCUUGAUAGAUUUGAAUGAGGAGCUGGAAAGCUUGGGUACAAUUGUCAAGACUAGUUUGUGUUAUCUCUGCAAGCCAAAAGGUGUAUUAGCAGUCAGAAUACAGCACUUUACAGAACUGGAUUUUUUAAAUGUCUAAGUUUCCAGGUCUAGGAUAUUAUUUAGCACUUUGAAAGUUCCCCUUUUAAAAUAUAUAUAUAAGAAUAAUCAAAUGAGAAAAAUGUACUGAUAAAAACACAAAAUGUGUUUCUUCUGAAUGUUUCAAAUGUAUUCUAAAAUAUGGUUUCUGUAGAUAAUAUUAUGGUAGAUAACUGGAUAGUACUUUUCUUUUUUACUUUCUGAGUCUGUACAGUCUAAUCUUCCUGAAUGUUUGGGCUGUUUAAUUUCUUUAAAGAUGAUAAAUAUUAUCCAGUCAUCCAUCAUGCUCUAUCUAUAGGCUAUACCAUUCAUAUGUUGGGCAAUGCUGUAUUAUAAAACACAUGUAAACAUGUAUGUAACCCAUGUUUAACCCAGCAUAGUUGUAGCAUGUGGUUGUAUUAAUGAACGUUACAGGAGAGCUUUAUAAUCAUUUAUAAAUCUGUAACAUUCAAUAAAGAAGCACAUGUUGCAAUGAUUAAUAUGUUCCCAAUUCCAUGUUAUUUAGCAUCUUUGUGAACUGGACAUUUUUGUUCCUGAUCUGCUUGAUGCUUUUCAUGUUCCUGUAAACCACUGUAAAAUAUGUGUGUAAGGUGAUGUAUAUCCUCUAAUGAGUCCUGCGAGCUGUGGUAGGCAAGUUGUGAUUUUGUGAAAGGUGAACUGGCAUGUUAUGCAAAAGACUAUAUGGCAAAUGAACUUAAAAUGAUAUUUUAAACUCCAGUUGAAUUAGCUGUUUGUUUACAUCUGCCAACCCCAUGCAGAAGCAGUGUACAGUAUUUUAUAAAUAUGUUCAUUUAGUAACACUAUGUUGUUUCUAGAUAAAGUGAUACUAGUGUGUAGGUGGUUAUAUAUUUGGCCUAGAUAUUGCAUUAUAACUCACUAUCCUUUAACAAUAACAAUGUGACUUAAAUGAAGUAAUCUCUCUCCAAACCCGGUCUUAAUUUUGUGUCGACAAAAUGCAUGCACUGCUUUAUGCAUUUCUUUUGACUUUUCUAAGGCACUUAACAUUUUACUAUUGCCUGCUGUGACACUUAAGCCAGUUAGGAAUUCACUCAAACAGUUGGGCUUCUUACUAUGGGAAUUAUGUUCAGUUUUGAAAAAUUAAAAACAAAAAAAAAAGUAACCAAGGAAUUUUUAAAUCUUUUUUUAAGCACUGAACAAAUAAUAUGAAAUAAAGUAUUAACUGCAGGUUGUAUAGCCAUGGGACCCAGAGAUGGCAAGCCAACACCUCUUGGGUCUGCCAAGGUCUACGUGUUGUGCAUCUGUGAUAUAUGCAAGACACAUUUCUGAUUCUUCAGAGCUACUGGGUGCAAAUUGCUAAGCCAGAGAUGAGAGCGAAAAGUCCAUUUGUGAUAGUGCAGAAGUGUGCAGAUCGCUGUGAAUGUGUGAUCCAAUGAUAUGACAAGAGACCUCCCUCCUUGUCUUGUGGCUUCUUCACCUUGUGGAUGAGCCUAGCCUGGGGUUGGGAGGCGUGUGUUUGGGUGUCUGAUGAAGCACUGGGUGGUUCUAAAGAGUUUACUCUUUUAGAAAAAUCACCAUUACUAGAAGCCAUUCAACAUCUGGAAAAGAGAGGAGCCAAUUUGCACAGUUUUGAAAAUGACUGCUCCUAAAAUGAGUAGAGAAAACUUUCCUCUCAGCCUGCAUUGACCUAAGCUUUCUCUUCUUUUUACAAGUUGGAUAUUCUGUCUCUCAGAUUGGAGUCAACCAAAAGAAAGGCUGGUUCCAAUUAAGGAAAAGCAAUUUUUUUCUUUUCUUUAAUUCCUCUCAGAAGGUAGUUGUUACCUUUUCUCUGAUGAUUUCCUUGCACUCAUCACUGCUAAUGAAAGCAACAUGUGACUGUUUCUACAGGUCAUCUAAGAGAGGAUUUUGGUGACCAGGUAAUCCAGAUGACAAUAAGAAUGAGGAGAAUUUUCCCUUCCUUACCUUACCUAGUCUACCGGCCUCCUUAAACCUGCAGGCCUUUGUGCAUUUGCACAAUGUUUUGUGCUGGAAACUGAAAAGACAUGUGUAUGGCUAGGAGUCCAUAGGCUUUGUAAAGAGUGUCAGUGCCAAUCAGGACCCAUAUCUUCCUCUGGAGGAGACAGGUGGCUGAGGCCUAUGGGGCAAAGGGGGAAAUUCAGCCUCGUGCCUGGAUGUGCAGCUUUCUUUCUCCCCUCUACUUGCUUCUCUUCUCUUAGUCCAAGACUAGCUGCUUUUUCACCAGACGAACAGACCCUUGCCCCCAUUACCUUUAUACCUUGUUGACCCUGGCACAGUAAGCUGAAACAGUGGCCACUUGGAAAAAGGCAAACAUUUAGACUUUGUCCCAGGCCUGAUCUUCCCACCAAUUUACCCUCCACCUGCCUCUAUCCCGGCUGGUGUUCGCAUUGACCUCGUCCAAUUUUUGCCUCUCUAAAUCUCAAGAGCAUCUCACCGCAGCUUCCCACACAUCAUUAAAACCAGCCAUCUGCACAUAGAUUGAGAGGCUGCAAAUUCAAACACAUGGAGGGGCCAGAUCCAGAAAACACAAAUGUGUGAACUGGACUGGUGAAAGUCAACAGAAGAAGUAGGGUUUGUAAGUAAGGCAUGACAGAAUACACAUCCCACCACAAAGACAUUCAAAUUCAGCUUUCCAAACACUGUGCUAGCCAAGCAAACAUGUCUGCCAGCAGCAUUCAGUCCCAAAGGAAAUAGUUUGGGACCUCUGAUUUAGAGCCAACAGGAUCAGAUUCUUGAUUGUGACUUGGUGAGUGUACACAUAAAAUACACUGAGAACUGAGAGGGGGAAAAAAGAAACUCGCCUUAUUUAGAGUUACUCUUGUUCUGAAUGAUAUAUGCAUGUAUAUUUGUUAGCCACAUAAUUCUAAACUUGAACACAGAGUCUUUGUAAGAGAGAUUCAGCAGAAGAGUACCAUAGCAUGGUAUGAAGACUUACCUGCUUCCUGUCACUACUGCUACUGACCUGAGUUUAUAUUGCUGCUACCACUGUGUAAAAACAGUACAUGCAGUAUACUGUACUCGUAGCCAUUUCAUAAUAUAGGACCUAGACUCUCAUUUGUAAACGUUCUAACCCUAGUUUAUAAUGGGGGAAAUUAUUCAGAUACCAUUUUUAAAUGAAUUCCUACAAAUACAAUGGUUUUGAAAUUGGGUUUGCUAAAUAUAUAUACAUCUUUUCCUCGUGUAUGGAUAGACCACGGUAUGCAUAUCUAUCGAUACUAUAAAUAUAUAUAAAACCUUAGAAGAAUUGUUCUUUUUAAAGGUCUAUUAUUGGAUUCACAAUGCACUUUGAGCUUGAUUGUUUAGAUAUAUAAUCCAGAGCAGAAGUUGACAGAUACCAUGGGAAAAACUUUCUGAAAUUUCUGUAACAAAUGUUUUGCAAUUAAAAAAAAAAAAAAAAAACUCAGUAGUUUAAAACAUGACUUGGACUUCCUUGUGCACUUAUUUGCCGCCAUCUAAUCUUCACCAUCCUCAUGCUAAGAACUUUUGGAGUAGAGAUAAUUGCCUAGGGCUCCACAAAUUACUUGUUCCAGUGAGCAGAAGUUGCAAACUGGUAGCCUGUGGGUCAUACCUAACCAGCAGGAGAAGGGUAUUAUUGGCCAGCAAUUUUUUUUUUUAAUUUGGAACAUUUAAAAAUGGAGGCUGGGCACAGUGGCUUACUCCUGUAAUCCCUGCACUUUGGGAGGCCAAAGUGGGAGAAUCCCUUGAGAUAAGGAGUUCGAGACCAGCCUGGCCAACAUGGUGAAACCCCAUCUCUGUUAAAAAUACAAAAAUUAGCCGGGUAUGGUGGCACAUGCCUGUAGUCCCAGCUACUCUGGAGGCUAAGAUGGGAGGAUUGCUUGAGCCCAGGAGGUUGAGGCUGCAAUGAGCCCAGAUGGCACCACUGCACUCCAGCCUGCCUAGUCAACAGGUCGAGACUCAGACUCAAAAAUAAAUAAAUAAAUAAAUAAAUAAAUAAAUAAAUAAAUAAAUGACAGAUUUCACGUCUAAUUCCAGAUUUCCAGCUUCUUUUAAAAAACCUGAAUAUCUGGUAAUAUGAGACCCGUGUUUUCAUAUGACAAUAAUCAGCUGAAUCAUGGCAUCUUGGGUGCUCUUUUAGAAGGAGCCUGUACUCUCUAAUAUACCACAGUCCCCACCAUUCUCAAGUUCCCUUUACUCAGAGCAUUACACCUGGAUGGCCCCUAUAUGCACUGGGAGGAUGAAAUUCAGCCCUUAACAGUGGGUCAAUUUGUGAGUGGAAAUGUAGUGGUCUUUUACAAUUUUAAUUUCUUUUAAGGUAAAGGAAUCAGAAUACAAGAAUCAACUGGAAACAACAUAUGUGUUGGUCAACAGGAGAAAAUAAUUGAUUAUGAUACAUAAUUAAAAAUAAUUAAAUUUUGUGUAUUGACAUAGAUGUCAUUGAUAUAUUAUUAAGUCUAUUUAAAAAGAAGUACAGAGAAGCAUAUAUGGUCUGUCUCAGUCCAUUUGGGCUGCUAUAACAAAAUACCUUAGACUGGGUAAUUAAUUUAUAAAAAGAGAAACUUAUUGCUUACAGUUCCGGAGGUUGGGAAGGCCAAGAUCAAGGUACCAGCAGACUCGGUGUCUGGUAAGGGCUUGCUGUCUGCUUCACAGAUGGCACCUUGCUGCAGCCUCACAUGGGGGAAGGGGCAAGGGAGCUUCCUUGAGCCUCUUUUUAAAGGACACUAAUCCCAGUCGUGAUGGUGAAGCCUUCAUAAAUUAAUCACUUCCCAAAGAUCCCUAAUACUAUCACACUGAGUAUUAGUUUCAAAUGUGAAUUUUAAGGUGACACCAACAUUCAGACCACAGCAUGUUCUAAUAUCACUUUUUGUAAAAAUUAAACCAGGCAUAUAGAUUAUGGAUAUAUUUGUAUAUGAAUAGUAAAAGUCUAAAAGGAUAUCACAGAAGAGAAUAAAAUUUUUGCAACGGAACUUUUUUUUUCCCAAAAAUUUAAAUGCUGUGUAAGGGCAACCUAAAGUGACCCAAGCAAAGUUAAUACAUGUAUCACUAGACAUCAACCAGGAGGAUUUUCUUUGCUUUCUUUCUCCUCAGAAACCUGUUGUAGGUAUUGUGACAAUAAUCAUAAGCCUUAUAAUGGCAGGUCAUCUUCUCCCAGGUAUGGUAAAGCUGAAAUAAAAGAAAAUAAAAAUGGUAGCAAUGGUUUAACUAUUAAUGUUGGGAAAUUAUAAUUUUAGGCAUAAAUAUAAUCAAUGCCUUUUGAGCAGCUACUUUGUUCCUCUAGAAGAACUGAAAAUUUUAUUAAAAAAGCAAGACAGUCAUGACUAAAAAGAUAAUUACAUGUUUUAGUUAUUUAAUUAGAGCUGUUGAAAAAAUGGGGACGAGCAGCCUAAGUUUAGCUCAUCAACACUAAAACUAUUCAAGUAGAAGCAAAAUAGCCACCAGAAAGGCAGCGUAUGGAUGGUUUCCCACAUUUGGGUUGGAAAUUGGACUAAAAAAUCUGCGCUGAGACUCUGUGUAGAACAGACUCAAAAUCUUCUUAGAAUAAAAGGAAAGAAUGAACAUUUGUAGCCUAGAAGGGCCUGAAGGAAUCGGGCAAGACUAAAGAAGCCAGGAGGUAGAGUCUGGAGUCCCAGGCAAAAACAAAGGUGUAGCCGCAAGAAUAAUUGAGGCAGGCCGGGCGCGGUGGCUCAUGCCUGUAAUCUCAGCACUUUGGGAGGCCAAGGCGGGCGGAUCACCUGAGGUCGGGAAUUCGAGACCAGCCUGACCAACAUGGAGAAACCCUGUCUCUACUAAAAAUACAAAAUUAGCCAGGCAUGGUGAUGCGUGCCUGUAAUCCCAGCUACUCAGGAGGCUGAGUCAGGAGAAUUGCUUGAACCCGGGAGGUGGGGGUUACGGUGAGCCGAGAUCACGACAUUACACUCCUGCCUGGGCAACAAGAGCAAAACUCCACCCCCCAAAAAAAAAAAAAAAAAAAGAAGAAUUGAGACAAAUGCCUGCGCUCCAGUUGGAAACCAACCUAACAAGAGCAGAGGAUUCACAUUGGAGAUUUGCUGGAAAGUAUGGCAAUCCCUUAUAUUCAUUUAAUCUCAACACAUUUAUGAGACUGCCAUUAAUAUUUGCAUGUCCCAGAUGGGAAAAAAUGGGGUUCAUUAUUUUAUUAUUUUGAGACAGGGUCUCACUUUUUUGCCCAGGCUGGAGUGCAGUGGCACAGUCUCGGCUCACUGCAACCUCUGCCUCCCAGGUUCAAGCAAUUCUCCUGCCUCAACCUCCAUAGUAGCUGAGACUACAGGCACAUACCACAAGGCCUGGCUAAUUUUUGUAUUUUUAGUAGAGUUGAGAUUUCACCAUGUUGGCCAGGCUAGUCUUGAACUCCUGACCUCAAGUGAUUUGCCCGCCUCAGCCUCCCAAAGUGCUGGAUUACAGACCUGAGCCACUGCACCCAGCCGCAUCAUUUUAUACGUCAGUGGUAGAGUUUGAAUGUUAUUCUGUGAUGAAAAGAAAGCAACUGAAAAAUUCUGGUCCAAAAUGUGGGCUGUAACAUUAUGGCAUGGCAAGGGAGAGGGUAGGUACAGUGAGACUAAUUGCAGGAUUCCAGGCUCCAGGUGACAAAACCUUAUAGAUGAAAAGACACUUUGGAGAAAUUUCACAACUCAAUUCAGGAAAUAUUUCUUGGAUAUCCACAAUUUGAAAAACACUUGAGUAAGUGCUAGUACCUUCUAUGUGAAAUGUCAGCCUCUUACUCAAUUUCCUGGUGAACAAUUAGUCAUAUUUCAUAGAGGACUAUUUUUCAGUGUAUGAGCAUAACUUGAAAUGCCUCCUUUCUGGCAGUUAUUUUGUGCAAUAUGGAAGAGCUCUAUACCUUUGGCUACACCCUUAGAGAAGGAGGCAUUGACCCAAGAACACCAAUCAGAGUUUUUUCUUUGAGGAUUUGGAAUAGAGUUGAGAGAGCUGAGCAAUUCUGGGUAUUGAAACCAUAACUUAUAGUCUCAGGAAUUGUCAGCAAUCAUGUUUCUACAUACUGGCUGACUUGCAUAAGAAGUCAGUCUGCCAAAAAAGAAAUGAAUAAAGACACAGAGACAGAGGCAGAUAUAUGAAACGAAGUUUCUAGGCUCUUCCUGGAACAUGGCUAUCAUCUCACAUUUGAUGUCUAAAGCCAUAUCAGUAUCUUUAAAAUAAAUUAUCUCUUUAGUAGGCUGAAUAAUGGCCCCCAAAGAUGUCCCUGUCCUAAUCCUCAAAAAUCUGUGAAUGUUACCUUAUAUGGAAAAAGGGAUUGUGCCAAUGUGAUUAAGAAUCUGGAGAUGGGUAGAUGAUCCUGGAUUCUCCAGAUGGGUCCAGUGUAAUCACAAGAGACUUGCAAAAGUGAGGCAGGAGGAAUCAGAUUCAGAAAGUAGACUGUGUGACAAGAGAAGCAGAGAUUGAAGUAAUACAAUGUAAAGAUGGAGGAUGUGGCCACAAGCCAAGGAAUACAGGAGCCCUCCAGAAGCUGGAAAAGACAAGGAAUGCAUUCCUCUCCUAGAGUCUCCAAAAGGAACUGGAACCGCAGACAUCUUGAUUUUAGCUCCUUCAAACUCAUUUUGGAUUUCUGACUUUCAUAAUUGUAAGAGAAUAAAUAUGUGUUAUUUUAAUUCA
This is a messenger RNA of Symphalangus syndactylus (siamang), 14929 nucleotides long. RefSeq names its product transient receptor potential cation channel subfamily M member 3 (gene TRPM3). The record is from RefSeq and is a predicted model, not a curated record. Gene Ontology annotation, cellular component: plasma membrane. Gene Ontology annotation, molecular function: monoatomic cation channel activity. Gene Ontology annotation, biological process: metal ion transport; protein tetramerization; monoatomic cation transmembrane transport. NCBI's taxonomy places the organism in Eukaryota, Metazoa, Chordata, Mammalia, Primates, Hylobatidae.